AUGGGGCGGCUGGGGAAGUUCGAGAUAAAGCGGAUCGAGGACGCGACCAGCAGGCAGGUGUGCUACUCCAAGCGGCGGUCGGGGAUCAUGAAGAAGGCGCGGGAGCUCGCCGUGCUCUGCGACGCCCAGGUCGCCGUCGUCGUGCUCUCCUCCUCCGGCGAGCACCACCACUUCUGCAGCGACGGCGCCGACAUCAAGGGGGUCUUCGACCGCUACCAGCAGGCCACCGGGACCAGCCUGUGGACCGAGCAGUAUGAGAAUAUGCAGCGCACCCUGAGCCAGCUCAAGGACAUCAACCGGAACCUGCGCACCGAGAUCAGGCAAAGGAUGGGUGAGGAUCUGGACGCGCUGGAGUUCCAGGAGCUGCGCGGGCUCGAGCAAAAUGUCGGCGCCGCUCUCGAGGUGGUUCGCCAGAGGAAGUAUCAUGUGAUCACCAGGCAGACUGAAACCUACAAGAAGAAGGUGAAGCACUCCGAGGAGGUGUACAAGAAACUGAAGCAGGAGCUGGAGCAUGCGCGAGGACCCGGCGUUCGGGUCGUUCAUGGACAACCCGGCGUUCGGGUUCAUGGACAACCCGGUGAUGGGCGGGUGGGACGGCGUGGCGGCGGUGGAGAUGGGCGGCGACGGCUCGGAGGCGGACAUGUACGCCUUCCACGCGGUGUCCAGCCAGCUCGAUCUGCACGGCAUGGCCUACGGCAGCUCCCACUGCCCGCUCCAGUCGCUCCUGGCUUAUAUAUCAAGUGA
This is a messenger RNA of Triticum turgidum subsp. durum (durum wheat), 744 nucleotides long. Lineage: Eukaryota; Viridiplantae; Streptophyta; Magnoliopsida; Poales; Poaceae. The record is from the annotation of a GenBank genome assembly.